Lucilia sericata (common green bottle fly) is the source of this 942-nucleotide messenger RNA. RefSeq lists its product as uncharacterized. The transcript has a single exon. The record is from RefSeq and is a predicted model, not a curated record. NCBI's taxonomy places the organism in Eukaryota, Metazoa, Arthropoda, Insecta, Diptera, Calliphoridae.
AUAUAAACAUAUUUUUAUUAUUAAUAAUUUAAUUUUCUUUCGUUUUAAACAAUGAGCAAGAAAAAAGUAAGAGAUGUGGACAUUUUUCAACGUACACUAUGCUGUAAUCCCAUACGUGAUAAAGAGGACGAGAUUGAGAUUUUUGAAUCCGAAACGACAGACUUUGAAGAAGAAGCGGAAGAAGUAAUAAAAUCAGAAGAGGAAAAACUUGAUAUAAAACAGCUAAUGGAAGAGUUGGAUUGCAUGAAACGACGUAUUCAAUUGAUGCAACUGCGCCUAAAACUACCAACAGACGAAUGUCCCGAAGAGGAAUGUCUUAAUUAUGAAGUAUUGCUUAAUUGCUCCCAAAAUAAGGAAAUCUGUACAAUGCAAAAGAAUCAACACAUGCUGCAGUGUCAAAUCAAGGAACUAGUCAAAUGCUACAAAAAUGCUAAAGAGCAAAUACAAGAUUUGCAGUUGAAUAUUUGGGAGAAAAACAAAGAAAUAUUAGAAUUGAGAGAAUUGGUUAAAACUCUGAUGGAAUGGAAGAAUACAUUGGAUGACGAGUUUGGAAAAUGUCUUGAACGUUUUGAGUAUUUAAAACAUGUUAAAGCUGAAUGGCGGGAUGUAAAUGAAAAAAUGGAGAAGCAAAAUAAAUGCUAUGGCACUUUUAAGGAAUCUUUUGUUGCUAAAGCAUGUUUCCAGCAAGAUAAAAAAUCGUUCAUUGACGCUAUUAAUGAAAUCAAAGAAAUGUUAAGAGAACUUUGCCAAUAUUAAUUUGAGCGUUUUGCUAGUCUAGAGCACCAUUUACAAAAGGGAGAUUAAACAAAUACUCUAGAGGCCAAUGAUUUAUGAAAAUGAAUUGAAGUGAAACUUUUUAUUUUAAAACGAAUUUAUUGAAUUUUUUUUUUUUGGAUUUUAUUUUUGUUCUAAUUAACUUUUGAAUUAAAUUUGUUAAGUAUU